Messenger RNA from Mus caroli (Ryukyu mouse), 1982 nucleotides. RefSeq names its product phosphoribosyl pyrophosphate synthetase 1 (gene Prps1). The record is from RefSeq and is a predicted model, not a curated record. Gene Ontology annotation, biological process: purine nucleotide biosynthetic process; 5-phosphoribose 1-diphosphate biosynthetic process; ribonucleoside monophosphate biosynthetic process. Lineage: Eukaryota; Metazoa; Chordata; Mammalia; Rodentia; Muridae. Gene Ontology annotation, cellular component: ribose phosphate diphosphokinase complex; cytoplasm. Gene Ontology annotation, molecular function: magnesium ion binding; ATP binding; ribose phosphate diphosphokinase activity.
UUUAAUGCCGCGCGCUGGGCGGGAAUGUAAGAUGGCGGAGUAGCAACGCGGUACUGUUGGUGUUCAGACUGCCUGCUGACUUCCGUUCCCGUGUAGGCGGCGGCGGCGACCACUGAGCACGUUGAGGUAGUUGCCCAAGAUGCCGAAUAUCAAAAUCUUCAGUGGGAGCUCCCACCAGGACUUAUCCCAGAAAAUCGCUGAUCGCCUGGGCCUUGAGCUAGGCAAGGUGGUGACUAAGAAAUUCAGCAACCAGGAGACCUGUGUGGAAAUUGGGGAAAGCGUUCGUGGAGAAGAUGUCUACAUUGUUCAAAGUGGGUGUGGUGAGAUAAAUGACAAUCUAAUGGAGCUUUUGAUCAUGAUUAAUGCUUGUAAGAUCGCUUCAGCCAGCCGGGUUACUGCAGUCAUCCCAUGCUUCCCUUAUGCCCGCCAAGAUAAGAAGGAUAAGAGCCGGGCUCCAAUCUCAGCUAAGCUUGUUGCAAAUAUGCUAUCUGUAGCAGGUGCAGAUCAUAUUAUCACCAUGGAUCUACAUGCAUCUCAAAUUCAGGGUUUCUUUGAUAUCCCAGUGGACAAUUUAUAUGCAGAGCCAGCUGUCCUAAAGUGGAUCCGGGAGAAUAUAUCUGAGUGGAGAAACUGUACUAUUGUCUCACCUGAUGCUGGUGGAGCCAAAAGAGUGACCUCCAUUGCAGACCGGUUGAAUGUGGAUUUUGCUUUGAUUCACAAGGAACGGAAGAAGGCCAAUGAAGUGGACCGCAUGGUACUCGUGGGAGAUGUGAAGGACCGGGUGGCUAUACUUGUGGAUGACAUGGCUGACACUUGUGGUACAAUCUGUCAUGCCGCUGACAAACUUCUCUCAGCUGGCGCUACCAGAGUUUAUGCUAUCUUGACACAUGGAAUCUUUUCUGGCCCUGCCAUUUCGCGAAUCAACAAUGCAUGCUUUGAAGCAGUAGUAGUUACCAAUACCAUACCUCAGGAGGACAAGAUGAAACACUGCUCCAAAAUACAGGUGAUUGACAUCUCUAUGAUCCUUGCAGAAGCCAUCAGGAGAACCCACAAUGGAGAAUCUGUCUCCUACCUGUUCAGCCAUGUUCCUUUAUAAUAGAACUUCUGAAGCAGUUUGAAAAUAAACCAACCCCACCCCCUUGUUUUUCUUGGUAUUGGUGAGUUCAGCAGAAGACCCAGCUUGCUUCAGUAUAGCUUCUUACAUCUCACAUUAGCUAUAUUAGCAUUUGUCCUAAAUCGGAGAAAGACCAAUUACUAUUAAUUGCUAGGAUGUUCGACCUGCAUUGUUGUAUCCUGGCUUUCUUGUUUAUUUUGUGAACCUUGCAGCUUUAAGUUGAGCUCAGCUGUUGAAAGAUGUAUAGACUGUUAAGAAUAUUCCACAAGGUCCUUAGGACGUGGUUGACAAAGCUCAGACUCCACUGCAUGGGAAUGCUUUGGGGUUUUCUGCAUUCAGAAUAACUAGCGACAAAGCCAGCCCAUGUGUAAUACAUUUUCAGAGGUCUGCAGCAAGAACCCUGAGCAUCCUUAAACAUAGUUCAGAUGUUGAGCAUCCUGUAAGGCAGGGGCAGGUAGCUCAAUGCAGUAAUUAGGUUUUGGGAGGAAGAAGCCUGAUCCAUUGCUAUUUAACGCUUACCUAUCUCGCUUGGAUUCUCUACACCUAUUCCUUUCCAGUUGGCUUUACCUUUAGCUAUCGUGACCCUUUCCUGGCCAAAUAUCUUGGACUCAGUGAUCAUUGUAACAACAUCUUCUGUAAGACAGACUUGCUUCUUGCUAUGUAACUGCUAACAUUCACAUUAGGUAACUUGCUGUAGCACGGCCUUCCUUAGCCUACUACCUCUGAGGUGGUGGGUUUAGGUGGUGUUGUAGUGCCUUUUGAUUAAUUUAAGUAUUUAAUUUUUAUCUUCCUUGGAUCCGUUUGGCCUCUCAAUUGAACUUACUGUAUUGUGUAGAAGAAACUUAAUAAAAUGUCUGUCAUGUGUGCA